This is a messenger RNA of Nematocida parisii ERTm1, 717 nucleotides long. RefSeq lists its product as uncharacterized. The coding region runs from base 1 to 633 and encodes 210 amino acids. The record is from RefSeq and is a predicted model, not a curated record. Gene Ontology annotation, cellular component: nucleolus; preribosome, large subunit precursor. The transcript has a single exon. NCBI's taxonomy places the organism in Eukaryota, Fungi, Microsporidia. Gene Ontology annotation, molecular function: RNA binding. Gene Ontology annotation, biological process: ribosomal large subunit biogenesis; rRNA processing; nuclear-transcribed mRNA catabolic process.
AUGGCAGGAGAGUCUCAGAAAGCAAAAAAAGAAAGAGUUGACAAUUUACUAUCAAAUGUAGGAGCAUACCAGAAAAUAUACAAGUUGUUGUGCGACAACAAGACUGCCUUUAUUCAGAAAUUAAAGAGAGAUUUCAGAAGCGUGAAGUCCGAACUGUUCUUUGGUAAGUACAAAAUGAUAGAAAAAGUACUAUCACGAACACUCGACACAGAGCAACUUACUAGCUUAAGAGGUACUGUUGAAUACAAAAAGUCCGACAGAGUCUUCCUCUACCUUCUAUCAGACCUUCCCCAAGAGAAAGUACAGAGUAUAGUAGACAGAAUUAGUCACUUAGACUACGAAAAGGUUGGUGACACACUUUCUAGUGACAUUGUCUUACCAGUAGGAGAAUUAUUAAACGAAGAAAGCGUAAAGGUCUCAAACACAUUAUUUAAAGAAAUUGAGAAAUUAGGAAUCCAGAACAUUAUUAUUAACCCAAAGACAAACAGCAUAGAAGUAACAGAGCAAAUUGUGUUAGGAAGAAAAGGUGAGCAGAUGACAGAAGAACAAGCAAAAAUGUCAAAGAUUAUUGGUCUAAAAAACAAGAAACACGGUGCAAGAAUCGUUGGUUGUGCUGAUAUUCCAAAAGAAUAAAUGUUCUCUUAAUAGGAAUAUACAUAAUAAAAUCAAAUGAUUACUUAUUAAUGCAUAAAUGUCUGAAUAUUUACAGAUCCCACA